Molecule: messenger RNA, 1293 nt
Organism: Cryptomeria japonica (Japanese cedar)
Lineage: Eukaryota; Viridiplantae; Streptophyta; Pinopsida; Cupressales; Cupressaceae
Product: guard cell S-type anion channel SLAC1-like
Exons: 5
Coding region: 1-1293 (430 amino acids)
Biological process (GO): intracellular monoatomic ion homeostasis; transmembrane transport
Cellular component (GO): membrane
Molecular function (GO): voltage-gated monoatomic anion channel activity
Source: RefSeq, a predicted model, not a curated record
AUGGAUUGUCCUGGACAUUUACAGUGCUGCUCAAAUGUAAUUGCAGAUAUAGUUACUGACCAGAGAUCAAUCGAAAAUCCCGCGAAUGAGAUUUAUGAUGAUGAAAAUUUGAGUAAUAAGGUACCUAGAAUUUCAUUUCAGGAAAGAGGAAGCUUCUUUAGCCGGCCGUCCUCGCCCAAUGACAAAAUUAUUACGACAGAGCUGCCUUCCUCGGAGAGAUUACCGACCCAGAAGAAUAAACAGGAGCAAGUGGGUUCCAUAAGGCCCAACAAACUACCAUUUCUACAGAGAAUUCAUUCUGGCCAUUUUCAUAUAUGCCUUGGUCUUUGCAGUCAAACUGUUCUUUGGAAAACUCUAGAGGAGAACUAUUCAUCAGUCAUUCAUAUUCCUCUCAAUCUAGCCGCUCAUUUCACGUCUGGGCUGUGGUUUGUUGCUUUAUUAAGUUUUGUUCUGAUAUCUGGGUCAAACCUUUUAAAAUGUUUGUUUCAUUUCGAGACUGUUCGCAUGGAGUAUUUCGAUCGUGUAAGGGUGAACUACUUCUUUGUACCGUGGAUAGCAGCUGUGUUGUUAAGGCUAGGCCUUCCUUCCAGUAUAGCUCCAGAUAAAGUGCACCCUCUCCUUUUCUGUAUAUUUAUAGUUCCCUUCUCUAUCUUAGAGCUCAAAAUCUACGGCCAGUGGUUCACCAAAGGGAAGAGGUGUCUAGCUCGAUUCGCAAACCCUUCCACCUAUUUCGCCAUAAUCGGGAACUUCGUGAUAGCCCGUCUGGCAGCAAAAGUAAGAUGGAGAGAAACUGCAAUGUUUUUCUUGACUGUUGGAUUAAUUCACUAUGCGGUUGUGUUCAUCACGCUUUACCAGAGACUCCCAUCAGACGUAGAUUUGUCGAGAAAGAUAUCCCCGGUUUUCUUUCUGUUUAUUGCAGCUCCGAGCUCGGCUAGCGUGGCGUGGGAAGCACUAUCAAGAUCAUUCGACUCCUUCUCGAGGAUGCUCCUGUUUCUCUCACUUUUCUUGUACUUGGCCUUGGUAGUCAGAGUGGAUUUCUUCUGUAACAGCAUUAGGAAAUUUUCAGUAAUAUGGUGGUCAUUUGCAUAUCCCAUGACAACAACAUCUGUGGCCACACUCAAUUAUGCAGAGCAAGUGAAGUACCCAAUUGCUCGGACUUUGGCUUACGUUCUCACUUGUGUCUCCAUAAUAGUGCCUGUUACAGCUCUACAGAGCUGGACUCAGCCUGUUACAUUUGACUGUUUCCACAGCCUGUUACAGCCUCUUAUUUAUAAAGGUCUUGGAACUGUCUAG